This is a messenger RNA of Medicago truncatula (barrel medic), 812 nucleotides long. Its product is annotated as putative axial regulator YABBY 2. Gene Ontology annotation, biological process: cell fate commitment; multicellular organism development; abaxial cell fate specification. Gene Ontology annotation, cellular component: nucleus. NCBI's taxonomy places the organism in Eukaryota, Viridiplantae, Streptophyta, Magnoliopsida, Fabales, Fabaceae. The coding region runs from base 85 to 624 and encodes 179 amino acids. The record is from RefSeq and is a predicted model, not a curated record. The transcript is spliced from 6 exons.
GCCAAGUGAUUGUCUCCUUUAUAAAUCCACUAAGCACACUCUCAAACUCAAAGGACAAACACAUUUAGAAAGAGAAAAAGAAAAAUGUCAAUGGACAUGAUUGCAACAGAACGUGUUUGUUAUGUUCACUGCAACUUCUGCAACACCAUUCUAGCGGUUAAUGUUCCAUACAGCAGUUUGUUAACCAUAGUAACAGUUAGAUGUGGACAUUGUGCUAAUUUGCUAUCAGUUAACAUGGUAGCACCAUUACUUCAGCCAUUUCCUCCUCCUCAACUCCCUCAGCCACAGAAACAGCACAUAAUUGAUGAAGAAGCAAGCAGCAAGGAAAUUGGAUCAUCAUCUUCAAAAUGCAACAAAAUAGCAUCAUUUGAGGCAGUAGAACAUCCUAGGAUUCCUCCCAUUCGUCCUAUAGAGAAAAGACAUCGUGUUCCUUCAGCUUACAACCGGUUCAUUAAGGAGGAAAUUCAAAGGAUUAAGGCCAGUAAUCCAGAUAUCAGCCACAGGGAGGCUUUCAGCUCAGCAGCCAAAAAUUGGGCACAUUUCCCUCAUAUUCACUUUGGGAAGCAGCAAGCAAAGUUGGAUCAUGGUGAAGGGACUCGUGAAAAGACUAAUGGAUUCUACUGAUAUAAAUAUCGUAGCCUUUGUUUGACCUAAAUCUGUGAAAAUUAAUGAGGUUUUCCUGAUCCUACAACAAAGAUUGGAGACUGGUCUGCAAAUUAAUCUCAGCUUCUCACCAAUGUUUAAAAUAUUAUAUUAAUUAUAUGUAUUUCCCUUUUCUUUCUUUUGUUAUGAAAUUACUGCUAUUUUUGUAA